Molecule: messenger RNA, 1077 nt
Organism: Phaethon lepturus (White-tailed tropicbird)
Lineage: Eukaryota; Metazoa; Chordata; Aves; Phaethontiformes; Phaethontidae
Product: C-X-C chemokine receptor type 2-like
Exons: 1
Coding region: 1-1077 (358 amino acids)
Biological process (GO): immune response; G protein-coupled receptor signaling pathway; neutrophil chemotaxis
Cellular component (GO): membrane
Molecular function (GO): C-X-C chemokine receptor activity
Source: RefSeq, a predicted model, not a curated record
AUGGAGUCCUUCUCCUUCAACGGGGAUUUCUCCAACCUCUUCUUCCUCUACAACUACACCUAUGACUACAGCACGGCCAUGCCUGACACUGCUAUUUCCUCUGCCCCGUGCCGGCCCGAUAGCUCCGUCCUCAACAAGUACUUGGUGGUGGUGAUCUACUGCCUUGUCUUCAUCCUCAGUGUGGUGGGGAAUGGGCUGGUGGUACUGGUGGUGACCUCCAGCCACACCAACCGCUCCGUCACCGAUGUCUACCUGCUCAACCUGGCCGUGGCAGAUCUGCUCUUCGCCCUCAGCCUGCCACUCUGGGCUGCCUACCGAGCCCACGAGUGGGUCUUUGGCACCGUGAUGUGCAAAGCCAUCUCCUUGCUGCAGGAGGCCAACUUCUAUAGUGGCAUCCUGCUGCUGGCCUGCAUCAGCGUGGACCGCUACCUGGCUAUCGUCUACGCCACCCGGGCUGCCACUGAGAAGAGGCACUGGGUGAAGUUUGUCUGCUUGGGCAUUUGGGUCUUCUCCGUGCUGCUCUCCCUGCCUGUGCUGCUCUUCCGUGAGGCUUUCCCCUCGCCCAGCAACGGCACCGUGUGCUACGAGCGUAUCGGGGGCGAGGACACAGCCAAGUGGCGGGUGGUGCUGCGGGUCCUGCCGCAGACCUUUGGUUUUGCCCUGCCCCUCCUGGUGAUGCUCUUCUGCUAUGGUGUCACCAUCCACACCCUUCUGCAGACCAAGAACACCCAGAAGCAGCGGGCCAUGAAGGUCAUCUUCGCCGUGGUGCUGGUCUUCCUCAUCUGCUGGCUACCCUACAACAUGACGUUGGUGAGCGACACCCUCAUGAGGACGCGGGCCAUCGCUGAGACCUGCGAGAGGAGGAACCGCAUCGACACAGCUCUCUCCAUCACGCAGGUCCUGGGCUUCGCCCACAGCUGCAUCAACCCCAUCAUCUAUGCCUUCAUCGGGCAGAAGUUUCGCAACAGCUUCCUCAAGAUCCUGGCACAACGUGGGUUCAUCAGCAAGGACGCCGUGGCCCGCUACGGCCGCACCUCCUAUGCCUCCACCUCUGGCAACACUUCCACCACCCUCUGA